Anarrhichthys ocellatus (wolf-eel) is the source of this 2655-nucleotide messenger RNA. It is a transcript of the gene col9a1a, whose product is annotated as collagen, type IX, alpha 1a. The transcript has 32 exons. Lineage: Eukaryota; Metazoa; Chordata; Actinopteri; Perciformes; Anarhichadidae. The record is from RefSeq and is a predicted model, not a curated record. Bases 74 to 2137 code for a protein of 687 amino acids.
UGGACCGUCCGUGAGCCCCGUCUAAUCUGGGAAAAAGGGACUUUUUAGCGUCUUCCUCGGCCCUGGGAAGACCAUGGCUCUCUCCUGGAUCUGUCGAGAGUCUUUGCUGGUGAUUUUGCUGCAGAUCGUGCUGAUGUGCUCGGCUCAGAGGGGCCCGGUCGGUCCCAGAGGCCCCCAGGGGCCGAUCGGAGUAGCAGGCGUGCCCGGAGUGGACGGCAUUGAUGGCGACAGAGGAGACGACUCCACGGUGAACGGAGGACCAGGUCCUGAUGGUGACAACGGCAGAGACGGAGCUGCAGGAGCCGCAGGCCUUCCGGGCGCAGAUGGACCUGUUGGACCUCCUGGAGGUUCAGGCACAGUGGGCCUCAAGGGACCAAAAGGAGAUUCUGGGCCACAUGGGCCUUCUGGAGAAAUGGGUGUCGGACCUGAUGGGCUGGAUGGCAUCCCGGGUACCGACGGGCUGCCAGGGGAACUGGGCAAAAUUGGAACACCUGGAGCAAGAGGCAAGAGAGGUCAAGUGGGUCCUGCUGGUGCUGCUGGGCCGCGGGGUCCUCCGGGUGUGUAUCAAGGCGAGGACCUGUGUCCCAACGCCUGCCCCGCUGGACUCAAUGGACAUUCUGGUCUCCCCGGCAUGAAAGGCCACAAGGGGGUUAAAGGGGAAUCUGGUGAGCCCGGAAGACAAGGACACAAGGGAGAGGAAGGCGAACAAGGACUGCUGGGUGAAGUUGGAGCUCAAGGACUACCAGGCCAAGGUGGAUCAAGAGGUCUCCAAGGAAUAACUGGCUCCCAAGGAGACCGGGGACCUCGUGGGAUACCAGGUGAUGGAGGUCCUCGGGGGAUCCAGGGAGGCCCAGGCGACCUGGGUCAAAGAGGAGCCAUAGGUGAGCCCGGACCAGCGGGAGUGCAGGGGGAUCGAGGUCCGUCUGGAAUCAGUGGAGUGCCGGGACCAAACGGAGAGCCUGGCCUCGCUGGUCCAGAUGCCCGUGAUGGAAUACCUGGUCUGCCAGGAUCCAAGGGUCUCACAGCAAAGAAUGGGGCUCCAGGUGAUGCUGGCCCACAAGGACUUCCUGGUUUGCCAGGCGCUUACGGACAGAAAGGAGUCAGUGGUGUAGUGGGUACCACAGGUGAUCCAGGUGUUGUAGGACUGAUGGGGUCUCCGGGGAAACAAGGCGAGCGAGGCGAUCAGGGAGAAGUGGGACCGGUCGGAGCCCGAGGAGGACCAGGUGGACGAGGAGAGAGAGGGCAUGGCGGGCCUCUAGGAUCACCAGGACCCAGGGGAGGUAAAGGGAACCCAGGCGUCCCCGGACUUCCUGGCCCUGCUGGUUAUUAUGGCCAGAAGGGCGUCAGGGGGGCAGUCGGUCUCGAUGGUCCAAAUGGAGAUCAGGGAUCUGCAGGUGCUGAAGGAACACCGGGAGAUGUCGGGGAACUGGGUGAUCAAGGAGAACCAGGAGAGAAAGGAUCGACGGGCCCACCGGGAGAGACGGGGAAUAAAGGAAGUGAGGGCGGCAGAGGUCAGGAGGGGAAAGAGGGCAAGUUGGGCCAACCGGGACCACGUGGCGUGCAGGGCGACAUGGGGGUACCGGGCCUGCCGGGGACGCAGGGACCAGCGGGAAAAACCCCAACAGAUACACACAUCAAACAAGUCUGCAUGAGAGUAAUGCAAGAGCAGCUGGCCCAGCUAGCAGCUAGCCUGAGCAGGCCUGAGUCCGGCAUCUCUGGGAUACCCGGCCCCCCCGGCCCGCCUGGACCUGCAGGCCCCACCGGAGAGAACGGUUUCCCUGGACACACCGGAUCUCGAGGACUGCCCGGUCUGAAGGGUCCAUCUGGGCUAUUAGGUCGCAAAGGACACAAAGGGGACAUGGGGGACAGAGGGGAUAGAGGACCCAUAGCGAGAGGACCCAAAGGAGCACCAGGUGCCCCCGGUCAACCAGGUGAAGCCGGGCGAGCGGCUUACGGCACAGAAGGCCGUGACGGAGAGCGAGGGCCCCGCGGCGUUCCCGGCGUCCCCGGAGUCCCCGGGCCUCCCGGCACCGCCGGCGUGAACAGUUACUGCGAGUCGUCACAGUGCAUCCUGCCCAUGGUCGCGUCGCCGGUUCCUACAAAGGACUCCGGCAUGAAGGGCCCCAAUGACAUGUGAGGAGCUGGAGGAGGAGCCAGAACCGUGGAGCAUCUGUCCGUGUUUGUCUUUAGUUUCUAUUCUGUGAGCUCAUCUGGAAAAGUCAUUUAGUCGUCUUGAAGCAGAUCUUUGUGGUUAUAAAGUGACAUGAAGGUGGACACUGAAAAGCAAACAUUGGCUUUACAUAAAAGUUUCAUGUUACCUCACCUUGUUGUUGUUGUCUCUGUGCUGUACGAUUAGAGGAAUGAAGAACUCUGUUUGUACAAACCGGACACAUUCCUCUUUCUGUACGUUUAUGUAAAUGUUUCAAUACGCAAAUUAUACAGCUGGAAGACGGACAUUCUGUUUGUGAGUAUUUCUGUUGUUUGUCCACUUUAACCCCCCCCCCCCCCUACAUGUUUGAUAACUGCUCUGUCAUGACAUCAGAUGUUCUUGUGGAAACCUCUCUGGCAGUUUUAUAUGACUUCUUAUUUAUUAUAUCAAGGUUCAAGGCGACAUCUUCGAGUUGUACAAAGGAGGAAAUAAACACAUUUUGAUAA